This is a messenger RNA of Coniophora puteana RWD-64-598 SS2, 2587 nucleotides long. RefSeq lists its product as uncharacterized. Bases 1 to 2271 code for a protein of 756 amino acids. The transcript is spliced from 7 exons. The record is from RefSeq and is a predicted model, not a curated record. Lineage: Eukaryota; Fungi; Basidiomycota; Agaricomycetes; Boletales; Coniophoraceae.
AUGCCAGGCCCCAAAGCGCACAAAAAGUCCAAGUCGGGCGCUAAACGCAAGCCGCAGACAGAGGCCAGCACUCAACACGCCAACGACCUGUGCAUCGACGUCGACGAUGUGCUCGGCUGGAACGCUCUUGUUGAUCUGUUGUGCGAGAGGCUCGAACUUCCCGAUCUGAGCACGCGCAGCGGGCUGAAGCGCGUUCAUGCUGAUUUCGACAAGAUCUCGGAGCGGCUGGAGGAUGUGUACAAGGCGAAUGCGGCUAAUGAGCGUAUUCUGGGGGGGAUCAUUAGUAUCUACACGCUCAUGUGUGCUGAUUCGAUUCUGAGGAAUAAGUUGUUCCAUCAAGGCCUGCUCGCAAAGCUGAUGCCCCUGAUCAGCAAAGCCCAGUCCGCCGACUGCCGCCGCCUCGCCAUCCGCGCGCUCACAACCAUCACACACCACAGCGGCGCGGAGAUCCACUCGGAGAUCCUGCUCGAGGCGCCCGCGCUCAUCAAGGUCCUGCAGGAGCACACCGACGACCUCGUCGUCGCCGAAAACGGCAUCGCGACGCUCGCGCACGCCGCAGGGUCCAUCAUGAACGACAUCACCACCUACGGCGAGAGCGGGCCGCCCGCCAAGUACAUCCGCGCGCUGAGGGCGCCGGAGCUGCUGCGCGUCGUCGUGGACGCGGUGCGCCGCCCGGGCGCGACGUACCAGCUCAUCGCGCACGCGACGGAGCUGCUGCAGUGCCUCACGCUGCGGUGCCACCGGGAGUGCCGGGCGUGCGAGCCGGCGGUCGCGCUGGUCGUUGCGAAUCUGCGGAGCAGCGACAUGUUCGUGCGGUGUUGCGCGCUCGGCGGGCUGCUGCGCCUCGAGGCGCUGUCGGCGGAGCAGGACCAGCGGGUGAGCGAUCCGGCGAAGCUGAUGGCGGGCGUGCGGCGCGGGUUCCCGGAGCACGUGUCGGACGCGAUGGUGGCGUAUGGGCCGCAGCGGUGCGAGGUGACGGGGAUGAUGCAGUGCGCGGCGGUGUAUCAGCGCGCGAUGGUGGAGUAUGCGGGGGCGCGGGAGCGCGAUCUGCAUACGCUGGGGGCGACGCUCGCGGAUCUGGUGCUGCGGAACGAGUUCUCGAUCGCGGAGGGCGCGUUCGGGACGGAGGACCUGCGCACGGGGCGGCAGACGAUGGACGAGGAUCUCGGGCUGGGGUUCACGCGGUGGGUGGACGCGCUGCCGCUGUGUGCGGGGGCGCUGCGCGUGGGGAAGCAUCCGGAGAGGGCGGAUAUGGCGGAUAUUCUGCAGAUGAAGUUUUAUGUGAUUCGGCAGCGGGUGAUGGAUGCGGUGAGGCUCGCGGAGGAGAGGAUCGAGAAGGGCGGGAGGACGCAUCCGUAUUUCUUUUAUGUGAUGACGCUGGGCACGGAUCUAACCAAGGGUCUGCGCUGCGCGAAGAAGGCGCUCAGGAUGGGCGAUGGCAUGACGCCCUUUGUGCGCUUCGCGCUGAUGCACCGCGCGGUGGAGAUGGCGGCGCAUCUGGGCGUGGAGCGCGUGCUGGACUCGGUGGUGGGCAACCGCGCAUGGGAGGAGGGGAUCGCGUUCCUGACGAGCGCGCUCGACGAUGCCAAGGCGUACGUCGCGCAGGCGCCGCCGGACGCGCGGCACAUGAAGAACGUGGUGUAUUGGUAUGUGUGCUUGAUGAUCGCGGUCAAGGGCCCGGAUUUGGCGCUGAAUCUGAAUGAGCUGGAGGUGCGUGGUUGUCCCCUCGUUGAGGGUUGUGUGCCGGCGCUGCAGCGUCUCAGGAUUGCUGAGGAGAUCGGGACGAUCACGGGCACGCCGCCGCCCAAGACGCAGCUGCGGCUGACGAUGCAGAAUAUUCUCAGGUUGUACGCGCCCGCGCACAAGGAGUGGGGCAAGGUCGUGCGGCGGUGCGAUGCGCUCAGCGAGGACGUCGCCGCCGAAGAGGCGCGUGCGCCCCUUGAUGAGGAAAAGGCGUCGGGCGAUUUUGCGGCGUGGCUCGGCGAGCUGAAGCUCAACGGCGACGGCAGCGAUGGAGAUGGAGAUGGGGAUGGGAGCGGCGUCGACGGGCACUCGGAUAGGUUCGGCGCGUAUGGGGGUGGUGGGUGUAGGCCGAGGCCGCAUGCGCAUCCCAAGGUCGCGCCGAAUAGGGUGGCGUUGUAUCGGUGCUCGUGGUGCGGGAAUCCGAGCGCGGUGCUGAGAAAGUGCAGCGGGUGCGAGAAGGCGAGGUACUGCGAUCAGAAGUGCCAGGGGCUGCACUGGUCGUCGCAUAAGGGGGCGUGCAAGACGUGAGAUAAGGGUACGUUGUUAGAGUCCGAGACAUUCGGGCUUGAUGAUAGCACUUUGCGACGCCUGUGGUUCUUGACUUUGUUGUAGCUUCCUAUCUCACACCACGACGUUGGGUGUGAGUAGGGAGACGGUAUGUCCUUGGAGUUGUACAUUGGAAGACAUUGCCAUAUGUGUCAGUGCCCCUGUUCCUUCGAGUUGCGAGGAACGUGGACAGUCUGAUGCUUCAUUGUCGCGCUUGUCGUUGUGUUCUAUUAUGUACUUCUGAUAUUGCUGUGUGUAAUGCGAACAACUCGUGUACUUAUCUAAUGCCAUGUUUUUG